AUGGCGUCCACGAUGCUGUUCACGGCGGUGUUUGUUCUGGAUUUCGUAGCUUUCCUGCUUGCUCUCGCUGCAGAGCAGACCCGAAGUACCGCUAAGGUUGUGAUUGACAGCAAGUACGACUACUACUACUGCUUCUACGAUUCCAACAUCGGCAACGAUCUUGGGAGCUGCCGCCUUCGGCCUGCUACUCGCCGGUCAGUUCCUCACCUGCUUCUUCCUCAACAGAAACGCUUCCAACAAACACCGCCGCCGUGCAGUCCUUUCCGCCGCGAUCUGCUGGACUGCAUUUCUGGGAGCAGAGGCUUGUUUGCUGGUGGGUUCGGUGAAGAAUGCGCAGCGGACCGAUUACAGGGUGGAGCGGCUUUCAUUAUGGUCUCCAGCUUUGCUUCCAAGUUGAAUACCUGCUGGUCGGAGUUGGAGGAGGAGGAAGGCGCCGGAGCCGGCGGCGAUUUGGGAGCCUAUACUCCGAUCUGA
Linum trigynum is the source of this 474-nucleotide messenger RNA. NCBI's taxonomy places the organism in Eukaryota, Viridiplantae, Streptophyta, Magnoliopsida, Malpighiales, Linaceae. The record is from the annotation of a GenBank genome assembly.